Molecule: messenger RNA, 1071 nt
Organism: Neolamprologus brichardi
Lineage: Eukaryota; Metazoa; Chordata; Actinopteri; Cichliformes; Cichlidae
Gene: pqbp1
Product: polyglutamine binding protein 1
Biological process (GO): alternative mRNA splicing, via spliceosome
Cellular component (GO): nuclear body; cytoplasm
Molecular function (GO): protein binding; ribonucleoprotein complex binding
Source: RefSeq, a predicted model, not a curated record
UCAUCAUUAAGCGCGCCGUGUAUGCUGUUUUGGAAAGAGGUAUCGUUAGCUUGACGAUAAAAAACGGCCACCUUUUUUAAAAAAAAGGAUGCCUUUACCUCCAGCACUACUGGCCCGAUUGGCCAAGAGAGGGAUUGUUAAACCAACAGAGCAAGGGGCAGAUGAGGAGAUUAUUGCUGAAGAUUAUGAUGACAACAAUGUAGAUUAUGAAGCCACCAGAGUGGAGAAUCUACCACCAAACUGGUACAAAGUGUUUGACUCUGCUUGUGGUCUUCCUUAUUACUGGAAUGUCGAGACAGAUAUGGUUGCCUGGUUAUCCCCAAAUGACCCAUCUGCAAUAAUAACAAAACCUGCCAAGAAAAUAAGAGUAGAAGGAGGAGAUGAAAAAGGCGAGAAGCAAGUUGAGAAACCAGACAGAGACAGGGACAGAGAACGACACAGAGACCGGGAUCGGGAAAGGGAUCGAGAUCGGGAAAGGGACAGGGAAAGGGACCGGGACAGAGAGCGUGAUGAUGGGAGGGACAGAGACAGAAGAAAGCAGAGAAGAGAUGAGGCAGCACCAUACAGUCGAAGCAAAAAAGGUAGAAAAGAUGAUGAGAUGGACCCCAUGGAUCCAAGUGCUUACUCUGAUGCUCCAAGGGGGUCGUGGUCAAGUGGGCUGCCCAAACGUAAUGAAGCAAAAACGGGUGCAGACACUACAGCAGCGGGGCCUCUCUUCCAGCAGCGUCCGUACCCGAGUCCAGGAGCUGUUCUUCGGGCUAACGCAGCAAACCAAAUACCCAAGGAGUAAAAGCAAAUACUACGAAGACAGCAACUUAAAACCCACAACUCUACAGUUGGUCUUCAUUAUGCUCACAUGCUAAACAUCAUAGUUUGACAGGCUUUUCUUUUCAUUGUGAAAUGUGUACAUGUCAGAAAUCAAGGGCUGAACUUUUUUGGACAGCUUCUCUAUUCAUACUCCUGCCGUGUAGAGCAUUUGUAAAUAUGUUUUUAUAUGACCCAAAGGUUCACUUCUCGUUACUAGACCCAUCAGUGAACAUGAUAAUAAACUUAAGACUACUGUGAAAAUUA